GAAAAAAUGUCAAAGGGAAAAGAAAGGAAAAAUGAAAGAAUAAAGUUUUUGCAAAUUCCAAACAAGUCCCAGUCCAGCCCAGUCCCACUAAGAUUUUCGGACACCGCUAACUGAAGCAAAUGACGUAACAACACGGAGAGCUCAGACGCACAUUUCCGAAGACGACUCGCUCGCGAUACCCACCUCGCUCAAAAACUUCUGGUUAGAAAAAAAAAAAAAAAAAAUAUUUUUACCAAAAUUAGAAAAAAAGAAAAUGUGCUCACUUCUUCAAAGCCUUUCCAUUUUCAUCAUCUGCUAAAACUGAAAAAAGGGAAAGAAAAAACUUGCAAAUUUUUUCUCAGAUCCUACAAAACUCAACUCUAAUUGCUGCUGCAUUUCAUGGCUGUUCCUGUGGAAGAAGCCAUUGCCGCCUUAUCCACAUUCUCACUCGAGGAUGAGCAAGCGGAAGUGCAGGGACCAGGAAUUUGGGUUUCGUCUGAGAGAGGUGCAACGGAUAGUCCAAUUGAGUAUAGUGAUGUUUCUGCAUACCGUCUAUCUCUAUCAGAAGAUACAAAAGCUCUCAAUCAGCUGGAUGCCCUUAUACAAGAGGGAAAGGAAAUGUCAGCAGUGCUUUAUACCUAUCGCAGUUGUGUCAAAGCACUUCCUCAGCUUCCUGAUUCUAUGAAACAAAGUCAAGCUGAUUUGUACCUAGAAACAUAUCAAGUUCUGGACUUGGAAAUGAGUCGUUUGCGUGAAAUACAGCGAUGGCAAGCAUCAGCUGCAUCUAAACUAGCUGCUGACAUGCAACGCUUUUCUAGGCCUGAGAGGCGCAUUAAUGGCCCUACAAUAACGCAUCUCUGGUCCAUGUUAAAGCUACUUGACGUUUUGGUGCAACUUGAUCAUCUGAAAAAUGCUAAAGCAACCAUUCCCAAUGAUUUCUCUUGGUAUAAGAGGACGUUCACACAGGUCAGUGUUCAAUGGCAUGACACUGAUGCAAUGAGGGAGGAGUUAGAUGACUUGCAGAUUUUUCUAAGCACAAGAUGGGCUAUCUUAUUAAAUUUGCACGCUGAGAUGUUCCGUGUGAACAAUGUAGAAGACAUUCUUCAAGUUCUCAUUGUCUUUGCCGUUGAGUCAUUGGAGCUGGAUUUUGCACUUCUGUUCCCAGAGCGGCACAUUCUUCUGCGUGUUUUACCUGUUCUUGUUGUCUUGGCAACAUCGUCAGAGAAAGAUAGCGAGUCUCUGUACAAAAGGGUGAAAAUCAAUAGACUCAUCAACGUUUUUAAGAAUGAUCCUGUCAUUCCUGCAUUUCCAGAUCUUCAUCUUUCUCCUGCCGCUAUCAUGAAAGAAUUGUCAAUAUAUUUUCAAAAGUUCUCCAGCCAAACUCGUCUUCUCACUCUUCCAGCACCUCAUGAACUUCCACCCCGUGAAGCACAAGAUUAUCAGAGACAUUAUCUGAUCAUCCACCAUAUUGGCUCCAUUCGUGCUGAGCAUGAUGACUUCAUCAUUCGUUUUGCUUCCUCCAUGAAUCAGCUCUUGUUGUUGAAAUCAAUAGAGAGUGCAGACAUUGAGUGGUGCAAAGAAGUCAAGGGAAGCAUGUAUGAUAUGGUAGUUGAAGGUUUUCAGCUAUUAAGCAAAUGGACUGCUCGCGUUUGGGAACAAUGUGCAUGGAAAUUCUCUCGGCCAUGCAAGGAUGUCAUACCUACAGAGCCACAUGAUUCUUCAGCAUCAUUUUCUGAUUAUGAAAAGGUAGUACGGUAUAACUAUAGUCCGGAUGAAAGAAAAGCAUUGGUUGAACUUGUUGGUUACAUAAAAAGCGUUGGAUCAAUGAUGCAACGGUGUGACACAUUGGUGGCUGAUGCCUUAUGGGAAACAAUACAUGCCGAGGUCCAAGAUUUUGUGCAGAAUACAUUGGCCACUAUGUUGAAGACUACCUUCCGGAAGAAGAAGGACCUUUCUAGGAUACUUUCUGAUAUGAGGACACUUUCAGCAGACUGGAUGGCAAACACAAGCAGGCCUGAAUCUGAUUUACAAGCCUUACAGCAUGGUGGUGAAGAAAGCAAAGGGAUCUUAUUCUUCCCAAGGCCAGUUGCACCAACAGCUGCUCAGGUUCACUGCUUGCAGUUCCUGAUAUAUGAGGUGGUGUCUGGUGGCAAUCUCAGGAAGCCUGGGGGGCUCUUUGGAAAUAGUGGGUCUGAGGUUCCUGUUAAUGAUUUAAAACAGUUGGAGACCUUUUUUUACAAGCUUGGCUUUUUUCUACAUAUAUUGGAUUACUCAGCAACUGUUGCAUCCUUGUCAGAUCUUGGUUUCCUUUGGUUUAGAGAAUUUUAUCUGGAGUCUUCUCGUGUUAUUCAGUUUCCCAUUGAAUGCUCUCUACCCUGGAUGUUGGUAGAUUAUGUGCUUGAGUCGCAGAAUGCAGGCCUCCUAGAGAGUGUUCUAAUGCCGUUUGACAUCUACAAUGAUUCAGCUCAGCAAGCAUUGGUUGUACUGAAGCAACGUUUCCUAUAUGACGAAAUUGAGGCCGAGGUGGACCACUGCUUUGAUAUAUUUGUUUCAAAACUCUGUGAGACUAUUUUUACAUAUUACAAGAGCUGGGCAGCAAGUGAACUACUCGAUCCGUCAUUCCUUUUUGCAUUAGAUAACGGAGAAAAAUAUUCUAUCCAGCCUAUGAGGUUUACUGCACUACUAAAGAUGACUAGAGUGAAGUUACUAGGGAGGACGAUUAAUUUGAGGAGUUUGAUUGCUGAACGGAUGAACAAAAUAUUCAGAGAGAAUGUUGAGUUUCUGUUUGAUCGUUUUGAGUCUCAGGACCUAUGUGCUGUAGUGGAACUAGAAAAGCUGCUGGAUGUCCUAAAACAUGCCCAUGAAUUGCUGUCAAAAGAUCUUUCAGUAGAUUCAUUCAGUCUCAUGUUAAAUGAGAUGCAAGAGAACAUAUCUCUUGUGUCAUUUUCUAGUCGACUUGGUUCUCAGAUUUGGUCAGAGAUGCAAAAUGACUUUUUGCCGAAUUUCAUCCUUUGCAACACUACUCAGCGUUUUAUCAGAUCAUCAAAGGUUCCUCUUGUUCCUGUUCAAAAGCCAUCAGUCCCCUAUGCCAAGCCAAAUUUUUAUUGUGGUACUCCAGAUUUAAAUUUGGCUCAUCAAAGUUUUGCUCGGUUGCAUAGUGGAUUCUUUGGAAUUCCCCACAUGUUUUCCAUUGUCAAACUUCUAGGAUCUAGAUCUUUGCCUUGGCUUAUCAGAGCGCUUCUAGAUCAUAUAUCAAAUAAGAUAACUACACUUGAACCAAUGAUCACAGGAUUGCAAGAAGCUUUGCCAAAGUCUAUUGGACUUCUUCCUUUUGAUGGAGGUGUGACAGGUUGUAUGCGGCUUGUUAAAGAACAUCUUAAUUGGGGAGCAAAAUCGGAGCUCAAAACAGAAGUCCUCCGAGGGAUAAAGGAGAUUGGAAGUGUAUUAUAUUGGAUGGGCCUUCUUGAUAUUGUGUUGAGAGAAGUGGAGACCUCGCACUUCAUGCAAACAGCCCCUUGGUUGGGGUUGCUUCCUGGUGCAGAAGGGCAAGUACUGCACUCUCAAGGUGGUGGAGAUAGCCCUAUCGUCAGCCUAUUCAAGUCUGCCUCUGCUGCAAUUGUGUCGAACCCUGUGUGCCAAAAUGCAACCUCUUUCAGCAUCCUAUCAAAACAGGCAGAAGCUGCAGAUCUUUUAUACAAGGCCAACUUGAAUACUGGAAGUGUUUUGGAGUAUGCACUUGCUUUCACAAGUGCAGCACUGGAUAAGUAUUGUAGUAAAUGGAGUGCUAUGCCAAAAACAGGAUUCGUUGACAUUACAACUUCAAAGGAUUUCUACCGUAUAUAUAGUGGCCUUCAGAUUGGAUACUUAGAAGAGUCCGUGCAAUUAUCGUCAAACAGUCAUGAAGUGCUGGGUGAUUCGGUAGCAUGGGGUGGUUGCACCAUAAUAUACUUGCUUGGGCAGCAGCUACAUUUUGAGCUCUUUGAUUUUUCACACCAGGUCCUCAAUGUUGCCGAAGUGGAGACUGCAUCAACUGCACAAGCACAUAGAAAUCCUCAUUUGGUUCAGGGAUGGGAUACCCUGAUAGAGUCGAUGAAGAAAGCGAGGAGAUUAAAUAAUCAUGUUUUCUCCAUGUUAAAAGCACGGUGUCCACUCGAAGACAAAACAGCUUGUGCGAUCAAGCAAAGUGGUGCUCCACUGCAUCGAAUUAGGUUUGAGAAUACAGUCUCUGCAUUUGAAACACUGCCACAGAAAGGGGCUUGAAUUGAAAAAUAUCCUAGUUCUACUCAACUCCUGUUGCCUUCCUGUGAGACAACUUUUUCCUACUUAUUACAUAGUUUAGUUGAUGUAGUUUUUUUCAGUAAAGGCCUCCGUUAAAAACAUGUAUGCAAGUGGUUCCAUGUCUAUAUGAGACAGAGAUGGAGAGAAAGAAAACAUGUAUAGGAAAGAGAAAAACUAAGAGUGAGAAAGAUGCGGAGGCAGAAAGGCAUUUACUAACAUUUUUCUUGAAGAAUUUUUAUUCAUUUUGUGUUAAUAUAUAUAUACAUAUAUAUAUAUAUAUAUUGAGAAUCACCA
Molecule: messenger RNA, 4551 nt
Organism: Ziziphus jujuba (common jujube)
Lineage: Eukaryota; Viridiplantae; Streptophyta; Magnoliopsida; Rosales; Rhamnaceae
Product: protein PIR
Exons: 30
Coding region: 379-4239 (1286 amino acids)
Biological process (GO): cell morphogenesis; regulation of actin filament polymerization; regulation of translation
Cellular component (GO): SCAR complex
Molecular function (GO): RNA 7-methylguanosine cap binding; small GTPase binding
Source: RefSeq, a predicted model, not a curated record